Messenger RNA from Caretta caretta (loggerhead turtle), 9444 nucleotides. It is a transcript of the gene TOR4A, whose product is annotated as torsin family 4 member A. The record is from RefSeq and is a predicted model, not a curated record. Gene Ontology annotation, molecular function: ATP hydrolysis activity; ATP binding. Gene Ontology annotation, cellular component: nuclear envelope; endoplasmic reticulum lumen. NCBI's taxonomy places the organism in Eukaryota, Metazoa, Chordata, Testudines, Cheloniidae.
GCUUGGCCUGAGCAAGGAGUGCAGGUUUGGGCCAUAUUGCAGCAAUAGGAGAUGCUACUGUGCCCUCCUUUAUUACGUUCCCACCAUGGCUUCUCCACACCCAGCCCAGGACCCAAGCACCAUCUCUCUGUGUGGGCUGUCCCUGCAGUUACUUACCUGAAGCUCAGGUCAAACAAGGUCAAGGUGUAGUUAUUAUUUUUCUGUGAAUAACUGUAAUCACCAUCUGAUACAAGUCCAAAGUGUGGUUUGUCCCCUCCUCCCUACACCUUACAGCUGUGCAAAAACGGGAACUGGAGCAGAAUGCAGUGGCUGUGUCCGAAGAGGGGCAUCUCGCUGGGACUGUGUGACACCAGUGCUCUGGGAUCUCCAGUGGCUUUCACUCCAGCCUUCCGGAGCUUCCUCAAUCUUCAAAGACUUAUUGAAAAUCAACAUUAACGGUCCAACAAACUCCCCAGCGGCCCCUCAGCCGGCUCUGUACAGAGGACACCUGAGUACCAGUUACAAUCUCGGAGAAGUGUGAAUGCCCAAGCAGGCCAAUCCAGGCAGCCCCUACAGCGAUUGUUGCCACGCUGGCCUUUCUCAAUGUGUGCGCCCUCUCCAUCCUGCUCCUGGCAGCAGCCUUCGUCCUACGCCCGGCUAGGGGGCAAAGACCCCGUCCCGAGAGUGUGUACAUGGAUCCCAGUGAGCUGCACCCAGGACCCAAGAAACGAAGUCCUCUGAACAAAUAUGAGUGGCCAAAAAUAGCCCUUCCUGAGCCGGUCCGUGAGACCCUUACUGAGUUGAACCGCUCCCCAAGGUCCUGCUUUGGGAAAAAGUUCUCUAGCUUCAGUGCCCUGGUGCACAGACCGCUAGAGUGGAAUGGAAAUAUGUAAGCGCGUCUCAAAGAACAACAGUAACUGAGCAGCUCUGCUUCUCUCACCUUUGGAGUAACUUCUCUACAAACUGAAGUUUUGGACAAAGGAUUGAUAGACCCAUCCAAGCUGUGGAUGUAUUCCAGAGGGACUUUACAAGCCAGCAAACUCACCAAUGCUGCUAAGAACUUGAUAUAUGGACUCUGAAGUCAUAUCACUAUGCUCCAGCACAACUGCCUAGAGUUGGUACCUUUGGUCCUGUGCAACCACAUCAACGGAGAGUGAUCUGUUAACACCUUACAAUUCUGGUGAACAGCACAUCAGAAGCAGGAAACCUGCCUAACAAUCAGUGGGGCCACUGGAUGAUCGAGGUGCUAAAGAAGCACUGAAGGAAGACAAGGCCAUUGCAGAGAAGCUAACACGAUUCUUUGCAUUAGUUUUCACUGCAGAGGAUGUGAGGGAGAUUCCCACACUUGAGCCAUUCUUUUUAGGUGACAAAUCUAAGGAACUGUCCCAGAUUCAGGUGUCAAUAGAGGAGGUUUUGGAACUUGUUGCCAGGAUAUGUUGUGAAGACCAAAAGUAUAACUGGGUUCAAAAAAGAAUUAGAGAAGACACUUUGAAUGGUUUAUGAGAAGAAAGCAAGAUGGAUGGAAGUCAGUCCAGCACUGAGUCUCCCACAGCUCCCAAGAAGAUCUCUCUGCUUUCCUCUCCCAUGCGGGCAGUCAUCCGUCUGCGACGAAAAGUCCAGUUCCUGAAGAAAAACCGCCUGCAUCUGAACCUUCCCAGAGAACAAUCUCCAGAGCUGGUCCAAACUAGGCUUCUUCAAAGGCAGAUUUCCUUGACCCAAACGAACCUUUAUAACCCUUCGAUGUCCCUCUUUAAUCAAGCCACCUUUGCCAAUUCUCAAUACUUCACCUUUGACACUUCUGUGGACCAGUCAGCUCUGAAUAAAUACAAACGGAAGAAGAGCCGCAGGAAGUCCAGGGUGGUGUUGUAUCCAGAAAGCUCCAAAAAGUACCUUCCAGCAGAGCAAAAGAGUAAAGCAAAGCGCUGCCUUCUCUUGCUCAUUGGCAUCAUCUGCUUCCAAAUACUAAAUGCUAUUGAGAAUCUGGAUGACAACCUUCAGAAGUAUGACCUAGAUGGGCUGGAGAAAACCAUGCACCGGGAAGUAUUUGGGCAGAAGGUGGCCGUGGACAGGAUUAUGGAAUUGUUGAACGAAUACCUGGCCACCCACAUACACAACAAGCCAUUAGUGAUCUCCUUCAAUGGCCCACCUGGGGUUGGAAAGAGCCAUGUUGGAUGGCUGCUGGCUAAACACUUCCGUUCAGUCAUGGACAAUGACUUUGUGCUUCAGUACUUUGUGAUGCACCACUGUCCAAACAAGGAGGCUACUCCUGCUUGCCAAUUGGAUUUGUCUGAGAAGAUUUCUGAGAUGGUCACCAGAGCAGAAAUAGAAGAGAAGAUACCAUUGUUUAUUCUGGAUGAGGUUGAGCUCAUGUCUCCAGUUCUGUUGGAUACACUCAGCAGAUUCUUCCAACCAAACCAAACCAACGAGUUCCUCAAUGCCAUCUACAUUCUAAUAAGCAACAUAGGGGGCAAUGAAAUCACGACGUUUGUCCUCCAGAAUGUUUCCACUGACCUUCUGCACCAGCAAAGAAAAAGAGAAGAACUGCUGUAUGUUAUCCAGCCUAUUCUGAUCCACUUCCACCCUCUUUGGAAGUCUGCUGACAUCAUCCCAUUUGGUCUGUUGGAGAAGAGUCAUGUCAUAAACUGCUUCUUGGAGGAGAUGAUGCGGGAAGGGCUAUAUCCCGAUCAGAGCCAUAUUGAGAAUUUAGCUAGCCAGCUCAGCUAUUACACUACAGCAGGCAGGGAGUACGCCAUAACUGGCUGCAAGCAGGUCGGAGCCAAAGUCAAUCUACUGUAGCAGCAACCAUAAAUAAGAGGCCGAAUCCUGUUCUCAGCACUUUGCACUCAGUGGAGAUAGCCUGGCUGAACACUGGCAUGACUGACAGCAGAUUUUGGCCCAAGAUGCAUUUCCUCAAGAGGACAGAUAUGAAGCUAUCCCAGUGACCACCUUAUAAGAGGGUUCCAGGAGGCAGAACAGCAGCUGUCACUGCUUCAAAGAUGAGCUCUGUUCUCCUAUUGAUUUAUCGGACUUGAGUCACUGAACUCCCACUGUCCUGCAAAUAAUCCCCUGUUGACUAAGGCCAGGAUAUCUCUCUGAGGCCGGGUCUGAGCCCAGGCACAAGCCAAACCCCCUUGUGUCCACACUGCAAAUGUGCUAGCCUAGGGCUCCAGACCCAAGGUCCUAGGACCCUGCAGGGCUGGAGGAUCCGAGCCCUAUUGCUUUCUUGUGUGCACGCGACCCCGACUUGAGUUAGGUCUGGAAGUCCUCUGGAUGUAUCCCAGAGUUCCCGGCGGCAGAGGAGCAGCGCUGCAAGCAGCCAGUGCAGCAGCUGGAAGCACUAUUACUGCCUGGCAGAGCGCGCUCCCUGUUCCUGCUCCUCUCACAGUAGCUGCUCCGGCUCCUCCUCACUACUGCGCGGAGUUUGCCCGGAGCAGGGAGCAAAGCUGGCAGGUGGGAGGUGGCUCCCGGGGGUCAUCCCUCUGCUGGCCGGGCUGAGCCAGAAGCUCUGCCGCUCGCCCUCUGUGCAGGGCGGAGCUUGGUUCUUCUCUGCUCUCUGUGCCCUGCUCCUGGGCCCACCCUGCCCUCCCUGGGGCUGCAUGUGCAGGGGCACCCGGGCAGUGUGCACUGUCAGGGUGGUGAGUAGGAGCCAGCCCCCAAAACUUCCCCACAGCCUCCUGGGAAUCCCUUAUCCCUGCCUCCCGGGGUGCGGCAGGAGCUAUGCUUCACCCCAAGCCUCGGCCAUGCACUUCACCGCUCUGCAGCCAGCAGCAGCCAGGCUGGGUGUGUGUGUGUGUGGGCAGUGAAGGAGUGUUUUUCCUCUGAUACCUUCAUUUUAGCUCAAACUUCUGUGCCCUGCAGUGUGGAUGCCAGUGCCCUAGGUUUGAGCACGGGUCAGAAAAUCCUUAACCUGGGGUUAAAAUGCAAUGUAGACACUCAAGCCCAGGGUUCCCUGACACAGGUCAGCUGACUCGAGGCCCACUAACCCAAGGCUUACAUUGUUGUGUAGACAGCCUCCAGUCAUAUUGUAACCUCUUUGGUGUCCCUCCUACACACGUGCCCAGGAGUUUAUUCAUCGGUGAUGUGUCAACAAGUCUAGGAGAUGAGAAUAAAUCCCCCAGUAUAUGUACACGGCAGGAGCGAUUUAAUGUCGGGGAGAUGGGGAGACCUUUGGGGUGACAGUCUCAUCAGCACACUUAGCUGGGUCUCACUUGUCUUCAAACUCAGAAUCUGCAAUCUCUUUGCCUUUCCGGGGUCUGGCUGGACCUGGGAUAAAGGCUAACUGGCUUAAGAUCAGUCUAGCCAAGCUAGAGAUGAUGCUGGCAUGUAGGGGAAACAUUUGGAAUAGCUGAUGCAGACUGUGACUGUUACCCACUGAUCUUUGGUGUCAGAAUUAUGCAUUCUUGGGUUCUUUUUCUCCCCUGCUGCUCUUGGAUUCCCCAGCAACAGCAGUCUCCUGGAAUAUGUGCUACCAUCUCUGGUUGCCUUAAAAGUUGUAGCCCUUUAUACCUGAUGCAGACUGUGCCUAUGUCACUUCCAGGCUGUAUUCCUGCAACACACUUUUCUUGGGACUACCCUUGAAGACUACUUGGAAGCAUCAGCUAGUGGAGAAUGCAGCUGCCUGCUUGUUAAGGUCUUCCUCAUGUGGCCUUUGGUAUAAACUCUGCUGCUUGUUUGUUUCUGCGUACAAUUCACAGCACUGAUUAUCUAGAGAGCCCGUAAAUGGGAAUUCACAGAUGCAAGGUAAUGCGCAUUUUGAACUGUUGAUGCACAUUGCUGGGUUCAAAAACUACUCCAGAACAAGUGUUGGGCAUCAUGUGAACAGCUCUGUGAAACCUGUCCUCACUGUGCAGCAGCCGUCAAAAACAAAAAUAUUAAAUUGCAGGAGGCAUAGGAGAGGAAACAGCAAUGAAAAGUAUUAUAAUGCCAUUGUUCUGGAGUGACAGUACCUCUCUACUGUUAACGGUUGCCACCAGCAGCCCUGUUUUAGUCCUGCUGUAACCCUAGGUUGGAAAUCUGAUACAAGCAAAGUUUGAAGGAAAUGUAUACACUUGCCUUGGAGUUCCAGGUCUUUAUAAUAUUCCCCCGAUUGGAAAUAUUGUCUGUUGUCUAACCUUUCUGCAUCUCCGUCUAGCUCAAAAUCAGUUUGUUGCCUUCACACUUCCUGUACAGUUAACUCUCCUUGAACAUUUCUGUGCUGUGGAAGAAUUGAUGAAAAUAGCAUGUAAUUAAGCAAAGGUGUUGGUGAUAUUUUUUGUAUAGGCCCAAUCCUGUUUGCAUUGAUUUCAUUAGAAUUAUGUGAAUAAUGGAUUUUUUUUUACUGGGCAUUCUGAAAUAUAAAUCAAAAUUUGGUUUGGAGCUGUUUUUUUUUUUUAAUUUUUUUUAAUAUUCUAAAAAUAAAAUGGAAGUCAAUUUCAAAAAGAAAAGUCCUUUUGAAUCAAAUCCCCCAAAUAUUUCAUUUGGAAAAUGUCGAAACAAUGUUUUGAUUUUUCUUUUGGAGAAGGGCAUCAACUGAAACAAAAUGCAUCUAUUUUCUGCAUCUAUCAGAAAAAAAAAAGGUUUCAGACCAAAAAUCUUUCCCAGCUGUACAUUUUAAUGGAAGUUCUGGGUCCGAUCCUGUCCCUUUGAUUUCAACAAGAGGGAUUUUUUCUCCUUGACACCAGUGAAUGAGCAUGAGGCAUGGUGUGUGUCUGUUGUCCGGAAGCUGAACUGAAGAGGCUGGCUCUACCUAAGUGCCGAACGCGAGUGCUUCUUUUAGCUCAAGUGUUGGGGUUCAUGAGGAGCUUGUCUCCUCUCCGUGGUGAAAGACGCAGCCCAACCACCACUCACUCACUGGCACUCAAAAAUCAUUCUGCAAGGUUUUGAAUUUUUAGGGCUCACUCUCCGGCAGCUGUUCUGAAAAUCUGGAGCAAGCACAGUGGGAACUUUCUGAGAUCCAGCCGUAAUAAUGACUCCCUUUCAAGAAAAAAAGCCGGGGUUUGUGUCUGUCUCCAUCAGCCCUGACAUGACAACAGGCUAUUGCUGCCUGUAGGAGGCACCCCCAACACAUUGCUCUCUCUGCCACCUCGCUCCAUGUCUGUUUUGCCCCAUGGCUUCCCCCUGCUGCCUCCUGAUGCUCCCCCAGAGCUCACCCCUCCUGCCCACUACUAUACCCCUAUUGGCUCAUGCCCCUCCCCCCAGCCCCUCCCCCCAGCUGCUUCAGCCUUCCCUCCACUGGUACCCGGCCCCCUUCCCUGCUCCCGCUACCCAACUCCACUGUGUCACUCCUUGAUAGAUCUGCCUGCUACAUUUGCCACCUCAGUGCCUGGCCCUUGCUACCCUUGCAGUGCUUGGACUGCUGCCCCGAUCCCACACAGCACUCUCAGCCACACUGCGACCUUCUCAUAUUUCCUGGUCCUUCCCCGCCCUCCGCCCAUCUCCACUGCUGCCCCUGACAGCCCCAAACCCCAUUACUGCUCCCUCUGAUUCCCUCACCUGCCAUUGCUUCUCCUCCACUGAUAUCCCUGCUGCCUCAGUUUCCCCACUGCUCUGCUCCAGCCACCAUUGCCACCCCAGCCUGUGGCCUCGGCACCCCCGCAGCUGGCAUUCUUACCGUUACACACUCCAUUGGGACAACUCCACUCCCUGACCGCUCUUCUCUGUCUCCUCCACCUACAUCUAGCACACCACCCCAUCAUCCUUCCUGCUGCUGUAACCCUGGACCCUCUUCUCCUCUGGGCUCUGAGACGUAGCUGUCCAGCCAGGCCUGCAUGCAGAAUGCAGUGCAGCCAAGGUUCACAUUGUAGAUGGAGCGUCAUUUGGUGUUUUUAAUUUGAAUCAUGGAUUUCUUUGUCUUUGUGCAGUUAAGCCCAGAUCCUGGGUUUUUCAGUGUGAAUGCCCUGACCAGUAUACAAUUUGUCUCUUCCCUGCCUCACUUUCCUAUUAGGUGUUUAGAGGGAGAGCAUGAGUGGCUGGAGCACUGUGAAUCAGGCAACCUCUGUUCUCGUUUAGGUUCUACACAGGGGAAGGCAAACUACAGCCUACAGGCUGUAUCCAGCCUGUCAGACAUUUUAAUCCAGCCCUCGAGCUCCUGCCGGGGAGCAGGGUCGGGGGCUUGCCCUACUCCAUGUUUGCCAUGCCUCUGCAUGGCUCCCAGAAGCAGUGGCAUGCCCCUGCUCUGGCUCCUAUGCGUAGGGGCAGCCAGGGAGCUCUGCACACUCCUCUGCCCCAAUAACUGCCCCUGCAGCUCCCUUUGCCUGGGAGCUGCAGGGGCGAUGCCUGGAGACGGGGCAGCAUGCAGAACUGCCUGGUCACGCCUCCAAGUCGGAGCCGGAGGCGGGACAUGCCGCUGCUUCCAGGAGCUGCUUGAGGUAAGCGCCUCCCAGAGCCUGCAACCUGACCCCCUCCUGCGCCCCAAUCCUCUGCCCUAACACUGAUCCCCCUCCCACCCUCCAAACCCCUCGGUCCCAGCUCAGGGCACCCUCCUGCCCCUCAACCCCACAUGCCUCCCCCCCCUCCCCAGCUGGAGCCCCCACCUCCUCCCGUAUCCCAACCCCCAAUUUCGUGAGCAUUCAUGGUCCACCAUACAAUUUCCACACCCAGAUGUGGCCCUCAGGCCAAAAAGUUUGCCCACCCCUGUUCUACCAUGAACUCGUUGUGUGACCUUGAGUAAGUCACUGCCUGUCUCGGAGCCUCGGCUUCUCUUCUGUAAAAUGGGGAUAAUGGUACAGACGCAGCUCGAGGCAUUCAUGUUUGUAAAUCACAUUGUGGUUCCCAGAUGGAAGGCUCUAUAGGAGGGCAGAGCCUUUAGUCACCACGAGUAAAGUACUACAGGAGAGCCUCAGAGUUACAAACACCAGAGUUACGAACGGAAUGGUCGGCCGCACACCUCAUUUGCAACAAGGCCCUGGUCUACACUAGGACUUUAGGUCGAAUUUAGCAGCGUUAAAUUGAUGUAAACCUGCACCCGUCCACACAAUGAAGCCCUUUAUUUCGACUUAAAGGGCUCUUAAAAUCGAUUUCCUUACUCCACCCCUGACAAGUGGAUUAGCGCUUAAAUCGACGUUGCCGGCUCGAAUUUGGGGUACUGUGGACACAAUUCGAUGGUAUUGGCCCCCGGGAGCUAUCCCAGAGUGCUCCAUUAUGACCGCUCUGGACAGCACUCUCAACUCAGAUGCACUGGCCAGGUAGACAGGAAAAGAACCGCGAACUUUUGAAUCUCAUUUCCUGUUUGGCCAGCGUGGCAAGCUGCAGGUGACCAUGCAGAGCUCAUCAGCACAGGUGACCAUGAUGGAGUCCCAGAAUCGCAAAAGAGCUCCAGCAUGGACCGAACGGGAGGUACGGGAUCUGAUCGCUGUUUGGGGAGAGGAAUCCGUGCUAUCAGAACUCCGUUCCAGUUUUCGAAAUGCCAAAACCUUUGUGAAAAUCUCCCAGGGCAUGAAGGACAGAGGCCAUAACAGGGACCCGAAGCAGUGCCGCGUGAAACUGAAGGAGCUGAGGCAAGCCUACCAGAAAACCAGAGAGGCGAACAGCCGCUCUGGGUCAGAGCCCCAAACAUGCCGCUUCUAUGAUGAGCUGCAUGCCAUUUUAGGGGGUUCAGCCACCACUACCCCUGCCGUGUUGUUUGACUCCUUCAAUGGAGAUGGAGGCAAUAUGGAAGCAGGUUUUGGGGACGAAGAAGAUGAUGAUGAGGAGGAGGUUGUAGAUAGCUCACAGCAAGCAAGCGGAGAAACCGGUUUUCCCGACAGCCAGGAACUGUUUCUCACCCUAGACCUGGAGCCAGUACCCCCCGAACUCACCCAAGGCUGCCUCCUGGACCCAGCAGGUGGAGAAGGGACCUCUGCUGCAUGUGUUUCAAUGAUCACAGGAUCUUCUCCUUCCCAGAGGCUAGUGAAGCUUAGAAAGAAAAAAAAAACGCACUCGCGAUGAAAUGUUCUCCGAGCUCAUGCUGUCCUCCCACACUGACAGAGCACAGACGAAUGCGUGGAGGCAAAUAAUGUCAGAGUGCAGGAAAGCACAAAAUGACCGGGAGGAGAGGUGGCGGGCUGAAGAGAGUAAGUGGCGGGCUGAAGACAGGGCUGAAGCUCAAAUGUGGCAGCAGCGUGAUGAGAGGAGGCAGGAUUCAAUGCUGAGGCUGCUGCAGGACCAAACCAGUAUGCUCCAGUGUAUGGUUGAGCUGCAGCAAAGGCAGCUCGAGCACAGACUGCCACUGCUGCCCCUCUGUAACCAACCGCCCUCCUCCCCAAGUUCCAUAGCCUCCACACCCAGGCGCCCAAGAACGCGGUGGGGGGGCCUCCGGCCAACCAGCCACUCCACCACAGAGGAUUGCCCAAAAAAAAGAAGGCUGUCAUUCAAUAAAUUUUAAAGUUGUAAACUUUUAAAGUGCUGUGCUUAAAGUGCUGUGUGGCAUUUUCCUUCCCUCCUCCACCACCCCUCCUGGGCUACCUUGGUAGUCAUCCCCCUAUUUGUGUGAUGAAUGAAUAAAGAAUG